CUACCCGCCGGCCCCGCCCGUUUCCCUCCGCGCACCGGCCGCUCCCCACCACCACCAUCAUGGCCUCUCGCGCGCAGCCCCCUCCCCCACCUACGCCAGCGCACCUCCGCCCGCGCCUCCACGCCGCGCAGCUCUUCUCGCCGCGCGCCCCGCGAUGCCGCGGCGGGCGCAGCCGCCUCCUCUCCGCGCUCCCGUCGCCGUCCCCUUCGCCGCCCUCGCGCUCGCAGCGCGUGUCCACCGUGCCGCCGCUCGAGCGCGAGCCCGGCCCCGCGCACUCCCCCGAGCACCAGCCGCAGCCGCGCGGGGACCCGGCGCUCGCCGCGGAGAUCGCCCGCCUCUCCGCCGCCCGCGCGCGGCUACGCGCGGCGCGCACGUUCGGCGACAAGCUCCGCGCGCUCGACGCCGAUCCCCGGGUCGCGGCGUUCUUCGGCGAGGAGUCCAGCCGCGGGGUUCUGGGCGCGCUCGAGCCCCGCGAGGCGCUCCUGCUGAAAUGCCUCGUCGCGGCGGGGCAGGAGCACGUGCUGGGAGACGAGCUCGAAUGGUACGGCGGCGGCGGCGGCCAUCACGAGCACCACCACCGCAACGGGGCCAGCGGCGGGAGCGCGCUGCGGGAGGCGCUGUAUAGCCUGGCUGGUUUGGUCGGGAAGUGGAGCUCGGAGGGAGUGGCGGGUACCGAGAAGGGGAGCGGGGAGAUGGAGGUGCUCCGGAGGCUGCUCAAGUUCCUCGGCGACAUCGAGGAGUUCUACGACUGCAUUGGGGGCAUCAUCGGCUAUCAAAUUAUGGCAUUGGAGCUCCUUUCAGCAUCAAAGGACCGCAAGCACCGACCUAGCAAACACAAGUUUGUUGAUUUCCAUGUUCCCAGUGGACUCAAUCUAUUGGAGGAUACAGAGUAUGCAUCUCAAGCAGCUUUGUGGGGAAUCGAGGGUUUGCCAGAACUGGGUGAAAUUUAUCCGAUUGGUGGUGCGGGAGAUCGCCUUGGUUUAGUGGACUCAGAUACUGGUGAAUCCCUUCCAGCUGCAUUGCUUCCUUACUGUGGGAGAUCUCUAUUGGAAGGGCUGAUACGGGAUCUGCAGGCUAGAGAGUUUCUCCACUUCAAGAUCUUUGGAGGUCAAUGCAUAACCCCUAUUGCAAUCAUGACAAGUUCUGUGAAGAAUAACCAUGAGCAUAUGAUUGCAAUAUUUGACAAACUUGAUUGGUUUGGCAGAGGCCGUGAUAAUUUCCGGUUGUUUGAACAGCCUUUGGUACCUGUAGUCAGUGCUGAGGAUGGUAAAUGGUUAAUCAGCAAAUCACUUUUCCCUGUUGGUAAACCUGGUGGUCAUGGUGCUAUUUGGAAACUUGCAUAUGAUAGAGGUAUAUUCCAAUGGUUACAACGGCGUGGCAGAAAAGGUGCAACUGUACGCCAAGUCAGCAAUGUUGUUGCUGCUACUGAUUUGACCAUGAUGGCCUUGGCAGGAAUAGGCCUUCGAUGCAAUAAGAAAUUAGGCUUUGCAUCUUGUGAGCGAAGACCGGGUGCUACUGAAGGGGUGAACGUCCUUAUUGAGAAACAAAACCUUGAGGGACUAUGGUCAUAUGGUAUCACUUGUAUUGAGUACACGGAGUUUGAAAAAUACGGCAUUCCAGAACCUACAGUAACUGGCAGUUCGCAGGUUAGCUAUCCAGCAAAUACAAACAUUCUCUAUGUUGAUUUGCAAGCAGUAGAGGAAGUUGGAUCCCGCAAAAAUGCUAGUUGCUUACCAGGGAUGGUGCUGAAUUUAAAGAAGGCAGUAUCUUACGUGGACCAUCUGGGCUUUGAGUGUAGCGCUGCUGGAGGCAGGUUAGAGUGUACGAUGCAAAAUAUUGCAGAUAAUUUUGUGAACAUGUAUAACUACAGAUGCGGCAAAGGAAUAGAAAGUGAACUUGACACUUUCAUUGUGUACAAUGAAAGGAAAAGAGUCACUUCAUCAGCUAAAAGGAAGCUGAAAUCAGAAGACAGGUCAUUGCACCAGACUCCAGAGGGUUCACUCCUUGACAUUAUGCGUAAUGCUCAUGACCUCCUUUCUAGAUGCAGCAUAGAUGUUCCCAUGGUAAAUGUCCUUUUAUGCCUUGCUCACCUAGUUUCUACUACUUUAUUUCACAUUUAACAUGAGGUAGUGUUCCAUAAUGCAGAUUCACCAUACAGUACAGUUUCAUGUGAGCACACAAUAAAGAUAUAUAUAUCCCGGGUUUUCUAUGCCGCUUCCAUCGAUGAGCUGUCCAACAUUUGUCAUGCAGAACAAGCCAAAUGAAAAAUUUACACUUGGCCGGGCGCGCGCACCUUGUGAAGCAUCUUGGCACCCUUAAUGGGGUGCUGACCGACGAAGAAGGACAGGUAGGCGGAGGAGGUUGAAAACAAGUUGUCCAAGGUCCAAAUCCAGUAGACUUUAUCCGCACGUUGGGGCGUAAGCUCCGCCAUCCCCAGCACUGCAGCGCCGCAGUGGGAACCUGCGACGCUCCGCGCAGACAUGCCCGGCACUGCUCCUGCCACUGUGCUGCCUACUCCGCGUACUUUCUCCACUGCGGAAUCCUCGGACGGCAUGGGCGCGACCCACGAACACGGUCCGGACCUUGACCAGAGCAAGACCCCCGCUUGCAAGACCCUCGACGCUCUGCCACGUCACGCCUGGAGGAAGGUACCCUCCACAGCAACCGCCACGACGCCCACUGGAGCCACAAGGACGCCGGUGCGAUCUCCGCGAGAUCAGGACACCGCCCAGGACAACUGCCACGCCCGGCGCCAUGGUCUCCAGUACUGCACAAUGUACUUUCUACAGUAGACAUCCAUUGCACGCCCCCGAUUCGGGGAGAAGACGACGACUUCUGACCCCAAUGCAUGUACACCGCCCCUCCUUGUGUCUAUAAAAGGAGGAGGCGGGCCUCUCAUCCGGACACGAUCAACUCAUCCCGCAACACACCCCCGCUCCCCGGAGCAUGAUAUUGGCAUUUGCCUCAAUCACUUAGCAGAGACUUGGGAGCCUCCCUCUUUCUCU
Panicum virgatum (switchgrass) is the source of this 3005-nucleotide messenger RNA. Its product is annotated as UTP--glucose-1-phosphate uridylyltransferase 3, chloroplastic-like. Gene Ontology annotation, molecular function: UDP-N-acetylglucosamine diphosphorylase activity. The coding region runs from base 60 to 2120 and encodes 686 amino acids. The record is from RefSeq and is a predicted model, not a curated record. Lineage: Eukaryota; Viridiplantae; Streptophyta; Magnoliopsida; Poales; Poaceae. The transcript has 11 exons. Gene Ontology annotation, biological process: UDP-N-acetylglucosamine biosynthetic process.